Messenger RNA from Aspergillus japonicus CBS 114.51, 294 nucleotides. RefSeq lists its product as uncharacterized. The annotation marks the transcript as partial. Gene Ontology annotation, biological process: carbohydrate metabolic process. Gene Ontology annotation, molecular function: hydrolase activity, hydrolyzing O-glycosyl compounds. The transcript has a single exon. The record is from RefSeq and is a predicted model, not a curated record. Lineage: Eukaryota; Fungi; Ascomycota; Eurotiomycetes; Eurotiales; Aspergillaceae.
UGGGGCGACAACUCCUACGGCGUCAGCUACGUCACGGGUCCCUCGCCGACGGGGCCGUUCACCUCCACCCCUACCAAGAUCCUGCAGGGCAACGACAAGAUCGGCACGGGUACCGGCCAUCACAGUGUGUUGACGAUCGGCGAGGAGUACUAUAUCGUCUAUCAUCGACGGUAUCCCAACGAUACGGCGCGGGAUCAUCGCGUCGUGUGUAUCGAUCGUAUGGAGUUCGAUGCGCAGGGGAACAUCCUGCCGGUGAAUAUUACGCUGGAGGGGGUCGAGGCUAGGCCUUUGUGA